Vespa mandarinia (Asian giant hornet) is the source of this 3213-nucleotide messenger RNA. RefSeq names its product growth/differentiation factor 8. Gene Ontology annotation, molecular function: growth factor activity; cytokine activity. NCBI's taxonomy places the organism in Eukaryota, Metazoa, Arthropoda, Insecta, Hymenoptera, Vespidae. The record is from RefSeq and is a predicted model, not a curated record. Gene Ontology annotation, cellular component: extracellular region.
GAGGAGGAGGCCACCACCUCGACAUAUAUGCGGUGAAACCGCGCGCCUCCUGACUCAGUGCUUGACAGGCUAGCAAGCUUUAAGGAUCUGUGGGUAUCGCGCCUACCGACAAUCCUGAACCCCUCCCCCACCCUAUCGACUCGAUCUUUUUCACGCGUGAUACUUUUGCUCUUGUUUUACUUCUUCUUCUUCUUCUCUCUCUCUCUCUCUCUCUCUCUCUCUCUCUUUUCUCGCUCUAUUCAUCUCGAUCUCUUUCUUUUUUUCUUUUGCUAUCCCAGAGAAGAGAAACAGAUAGACACCACGAGGAGAUCAGCGUCUUUCACUCUGUUACCUCAGAAGAGGGUACAUUACUCUUGUCUCUGGAGAACCAUCUCGAGUCUGACGUAAUGUAUGAAAAGAAAGAUCUAAGGAGGAAGAACCGAAGAAAGAAUUACGGUCGCUAAAAUUGCCAAGGUCGAGCUUGCCGGUGUGUCUUUGCGAGUGGAACUGGAGAAAGAGGAGGAGGAAGAAGAAGAAGAAGAAAUAGCAGCGACGGUCGUUCGAAAGGGGGGCAAUGUUCAUCGGGAGGAUGCAUGUCGUCAUAGGAAAGCAGGCCAAGGUGGUGUAUCGGUGAAGAAGCUCCGUUUCGACUUCGAGUACGCGCGCGAUAUUCUUCGAGAUGACGAUGAUGAGGAGACCGGGCCGGAACUGAAGGUUACGAGGGUGCAGCGGGACCGCUCGUCGCACUCUUCGUCUCUUUCUCCUCCCACCCUCUCUCAAUAUUUCUCUCUCUCUCUCCUCUCUAUCUCUCACUCUCCCUCUCCCUUUCUCUCUCUCUCUCUAUCUCUCACUCUCUCUCUUUUUCGAUUCUCUUUCAUAUUUUCUAUCCUUUUGUUUCCUAGUCAGUCAAAGUUUCUUUUAUCAGACAGUGUGUCGUAUCUAUUUGUUUUCAACCCCUACUACCAUGCGUACAUUAUUUCGUUUUCGCGAUGUGAUGAGAAAAAGUCUACCGACCGAUUAAAAGUGUGCCUUAAAAGCGAGAACCAAUUGAUCCUAUCCCGUCGUUGUCAUCUUCUCGUGAAUUAGUCGCGAGUGCCAAAAAAGGCCAACUUUUCUAUGUAAUUGACCGGUAAAACGGGCACCGAUUGAAACCGCGAAGACGUAGGGAAGAAAGCGAAGCUGGAUCGCGUAGAUCGCGAUCGUGCUACGACGGGCUGGCGAUCGCAUAUUCCGUCCGGUAUAAUAUCACCGACGGCUAAACACGCCAAACGGAAGUUUCUCGAAGUGAAAAACGUGAAACGGAGGUCACACAUAGUUGGUAAGAAGAAGCUGGUGCUUUGCGAUAAAGGAGGAGGUGGUGGUAGUGGUGGUGGUGGAGGAGCAAGAGGAGACGGCAAAGGCAGAGGAGGAGGAGGAAGUGGUGGUUGCGGAGAAGAGGAAGGUGGAGAAGAAAGUGGUGGAGAAAGAAGAGGACGGCGACCAGCCGGAAGAAAGGAAGAAGAGGCAGAAGGUGGGGGAGGAAGAAAAGGAAAAGGAAAACUCGAGGAGGGUGGAGUUUCCUCUUUCGAGGUGAGAAUACGGAAGCGGAAAAAGCGCUGAGAGUAGAAUAGAAAAGAAAGGAGUGAGAAAAGAAGAAGAAGAAAAAAAAGGAGGAUGACGUUGUCGUUGCGGGCCAUCUGAUCGUCAGAUCGCGCCUAAGACGGAAGCCCGCGAUCGACGCUUCCUCGUUGUGAGGAGCGUGACCUUGGGAGCAAAAUGGUCACGAGAACGCUCCUGAUACUCUCGUUGCUCCUCCUCGGUGCCUUCGACGCGCCUGGCAUCGAGAGAGCUCGCGUCGGAUAUUUCGUGAUGGCCGGCAAUGCUUGUAACGCCUGUAGGAUGCACGAGAAGAUCAGGGCUCUCAGUCUUGAAGCUAUCAAAGAACAGAUACUCAAUAAGCUCGGAUUGAAACAGGCACCUAAUAUGACUGGCAGGGCCUUACCGAGGAUCCCGGCUAUUUCGAAACUCAUGGACAUGUACGGGAUGCAGGCCGAUCAACCUCAACCUGUAGAACCUGGUAUCACUCAUCACGAGGAAGUCGACGAGUACACCGCCAAGACCGAAAGCGUCUUUGCCUUGGCACAACCACAUCAAAGGCUAAGGCAUUCAAAAGGAAGUCUAGACGUGUUGUACUUCAAGUUCUCCGACAAGGUGAUUCAACAUCGAGUGACAAGAGCAGAAUUGUCUCUCUGGGUUUGGGGUACCAAUCAGGAUAAUGACGAGCCAAGCGAAUCAGUUGAUCUGGAUAACUUGGAGAUUCAUCAUGAAGGACCUAUGACGAUCACGCUUCAAAGGAUUCUUCGCGGUGUCACAGAAUCAGGUGGUCCGUUGUUGGGUCCACCGUUAACGACGAAACAUCCUCGACCGAAUGGUCGUAGAGGUGCUUGGAUCACGAUCGAAUUAAGAAGAAUGGUGGCCGAAUGGUUCAAGCAUCCUAGAGAUAACUUAGGUGUCGCUCUAAAGAUUUCGGGUCCUGGUGGAAAUCAUCGUAGGAAUUCGAGACUUGUUGAGACGAAUCCCGGGGCUGAGUUUGCCCCAUAUCUCGAAGUGCAAACACAAGAAUUGGACACGAGGAGAGGUGGUAGGAUUAAAAGAAACGUCGGCCUUAAUUGUGAUGAGGCCAGUCAAGAAACGAGGUGCUGUCGCUACAAGCUCACGGUGGAUUUCGAGAAGUUCGGCUGGGAUUGGAUAAUCGCGCCUAAAAAAUACGACGCAAAUUACUGUUCGGGCGAUUGUCCGAUGGCUUUUCUGCCAGUCUAUCCGAACACUCACAUAGUUAGCUUGGCGGAACCACCGAACAACACGGGUCCAUGUUGUGCUCCGAGAAAGCUUUCGGAGAUUACGAUGCUGUACUUUGACAACGAGUAUCAAAUCGUUUUCUCGCGACUACCAGGUAUGGUCGUUGAAAGAUGUGGAUGCUCAUAGUCUCCAUUACUUCCAUUCUGGAGAAGCAAGAACGAGGAAGACGUGUGUCGUUGGUUCGUUGCUGGUUAAUUUUCCAUGAAGAAAAAAAAACAAAAAAGGAAAAAAGAGAAAAAAACAUGGGAAAAAAUUCUUCAUCCGAUAGACUGAAAGUGCCUUGUUCGGAAGUGUUAGGUGCCGCGCGCUUGAACGUUUGACGUGUAGAAAAUGACGGUCGAAAGAAAGGAAUGAAAGAAAAAUGAGAAGAUGGAAAUAAAAGGAUGAGAAUAGAAA